CGUAAAAGCGUUUGACACUUUACGACACUUUACGACACUCUAUAACUCUGCCACUCGGUCGACGGGAGCCCUAUAAAGAUAUCCAACGAGCUCGCCGUGUCCCUAUUAAGAAAACUCCGCGCAUAGCUGGCGGCACCCGGAGCUUGCCCACGCCUCGCAGCUGACGUCGCGGCCUCGUACAUAACGGACGGCUCUCGCUCGCGUUUGGCAGAGGCGGUGGACAUCCCGAGCAGAGUUGCCACCACAGCGCUCCCGGCGCAAGCGACUUGGAAACUUGUGACAGCUCCCCCCGCGAGCGAGGCGACAGGAGUCUGAUCGAGCUUGGAUUCCCACGCCCGUCGCUCCGGUGUGAAGCGCGUCAAGAUGGAGGAGGACGAGAUCCGGGCGGGCGACUUCGUCAUCAUCGGCAGCGACGACGACGAGACUCUGUGCCAGCAAGACACAACGUACGCGGGCGCCCUGCUGGCUGGGCUGGCCGAGCUGCGUGCGCAGGGCAAGCUGUGCGACGUGGCGCUGUCCGCCGACGGGCUGACCUACCCGUGCCACCGUGCCGUCCUCGCCGCCGCCAGCCCCUACUUCCGCGCCAUGUUCGCGGGGGGGCCGCUGCGCGAGAGCCGCGAGCAGACCGUGCAGCUCCAGGAGGUGAGCGCCAGGUCGCUGAGCCUGCUGCUGGACUUUGCGUACACGGGGCGCGUGUGCGUCACGGGAGACAACGCCGAGCCCCUGCUGAGGGCUGCCGACCUCCUGCAGUUCCCGGCCGUCAAGGAGGCGUGCUGCCGCUACCUGGCCCGGCACCUCGACCCCGCCAACUGCCUGGACAUGCAGGCGUUUGCGGAGGCGUUUGCGUGCCCCUCGCUGGUGGAGGACGCGCGCGUCUUCGCGCUGGGACACAUCGCCGAGAUCGGCGCCAGCGAGGACUUUGAGCGGCUGCCCGCCAAGCGCCUGUCGGAGCUCCUGGGAGACGACCGCCUCUCCGUUGACAAGGAGGAGGCGGCCUACCAGCUGGCGCUGCGCUGGGUGCACGCCGACCCACAGAACCGCCAGCGGUUCUGGCCCGAGCUGUUUGAGCGCGUGCGUCUCCCGUUUGUGCGACGCUUCUUCCUGCUGGCGCACGUCGAGAGCGAGCCGCUGGUGCACCGCUCCCCGCGCUGCCUGCGCCUGCUGCGCGAGGCUCGCGUCCUCCAGGGCGCCCUGCAGGACCGGCACGACCGCCUGUGCCCGCUGCGCUUCCACCCGCGCCCGUCGACGGGCCUCGCCGAGAUCCUGGUGGCGGUCGGCGGCUGCGACCAGGACUGCGAGGAGCUAGUGUCGGUCGACUGCCACAACCCCGUGACGGGACAGUGGCGCUACCUGGCAGCCCUGCCCGAGCGCGUGGGAGGCGGGUACAGCAUCGCAGCUCUGGGCAAUGACAUCUACGUUACAGGUGGCUCCGACGGCACCACCGUCUUCUCGAGCGUGUGGCGCUACAACUCGGGCGUCAACGAGUGGUCGGAGGCGCCGGAGAUGAGCCGCGCGCGCGAGUACCACGCCAGCGCCGCGCUCGCCGGCUGCCUCUACGUGGUGGCGCCCGACGGCUGCGAGUGCUUCGACCCGGCGGAGGGCCUCUGGCGCCCGAUGCGCGCGCUCCCCCAGCCGCUGGAGAACGUGUCGGCCACCGCGUGCCGCGGGCGCGUCUACGCCGUGGGCUCGCCGCGGCUGGCCGGCGGCGGCUUGGGCUGGGGCGCCGGCGGCGUCAUCACCGACGUGGUGGUGCACUGCUACGAGCCCGACGCCGACUCGUGGAGCGAGAUCGAAUGCGCCGACGGCAUGCCCGGCUGGUCGUACGUGCUGGACGUGGUGGCGCUGGACGGGAUCAUUUACUUCAUCAGGGAGGACUCUACGCAGGUGGAUGCUCUGGAUCCCAUAAAAUCGAGGUGGAUCAGGAUUCCUCCCAUGAACCAGGUGCACGUCGGCGGCAGCGUGGCCCCGCUGGGCGGCCGCCUGUACGUUUCGGGCGGCUACGACGACUCGUUCGAGCUGUCCGACAUGGUGGAGUGCUACGACCCGGCCGCGGGACGCUGGGAGGUCGUCGGCCGCCUGCCGCAGCCCACGUUCUGGCACGGCAGCGUCAGCAUCUUCCGGCAGUUCAUGCCGCCCGGCGCAACCACCGCCGUGACGACGACGGGGGGCGCCCAGCAGCAUCCGCUGCCGCAACUGCACGCGCGGCACGCUCGCCACGCCAACAACCACAACCACAACAACAACAACAACAACCACCAGCAUCGGCAGCACAUGGACGUUCUGCUCGACGAACACAUGGUCCACUGAUUGUGAAAAGUCGCGUGGAAAUACCGGCUGCCCACCCCCCCCCUUCCCCUACCGUGAAAGUCUCGAGUUUUAAAAGGGCUCGAUUUCACGCUGGACCAGCAAUUCAGAAGUGGCUGGUUUCGAUUUGAUCUGGCUCGGCAGAUGAAACAACGGAGCAGGUUUCUUAAAUCCUCCCGCCUCUGCCUAUCCCUGCAAUGUAAAUAGGUGCAGCACAGUAAGUCGAUCAGUUGGUUGCGUGUGGUGGGGUAAAGUGUGAGUAUUCCCACUUCUACCAGGGCAUCUGGCCAGAGUGGAAGAAUAUACCACAAUACCCUAAGGAGGGGCUCCCUUUAGCUACCUCUCAUGGAUGCCUUUUUUGCUAGCAUCAGCAACAUGAGCGAGCAAUGGCAGGGCUGCACUUUUACCUUUGCAUUUUUACUUCUCUGCCAGGACAGAUCUUGCCGAUUGCUGCCAGAAAUGGCCGAAAUAAGUGAAAUGCCCCUAUGGGCACGUUCCGAAUUGCACCAAAAGUGUUUUAUCUUUUCAAACUCUAUUCCUUCGGUUUGGUGUUACCUAGUUGGGCGGGUCACUUAUAGCGUUGGGCGAUAAAAAAAAAAGAUUUUGGAACGCCCCUUGGCAGAGACUCCCAUUGUCAUGUUGGGAAACUGUCCUGGAAGUUGACACCGCAGAACUAGUAGUGAGGUCACUUUCAAUCGGCCUGUCUUUGCCUAAUCCGAGACGGCUAUUUAAUAUCUAUAACGUUCAGCCCUCACACAUGGGAUGAGGCUGAAUGAAGCAAUAAGCUAAGUUUAUACAGCUUGAAUGGUUUAUAUAUAUGAGCACGUGGUUUAUAAUAUUUGGUGGCCACGCAUACUACAUCAGUAUUUUAUAUCAACAGGUCAAGGGAACUGUCGAGUGGUUAUUUUGCGUAUUAGAAACUUUUUAGAGUUGCAACCUAUUUAUUAGACUCUUCUCUUUACCCUCCCCCCAACUAACGAUGCCUCCUUGCGUUGAGCGAAAAGCAACGCUCGCAUAGCCGUGGGUUACCUCGUGUAACCCUCGCUUGUUUCACCAUUCGUGCUGUGUUUACGAUCGGUCGGGUUUGUUGGCAGUGAUGCAGAACUGAAAUCCUCUUUUAUCAUGAACACUGUCUUUAUAACGUUUAAAAUAUAUAUACAGGCUAACGCAGUGUUAAUAACAGAGGUGGUGAAUGUUGUAUGUGUACAGUGUAUCUUCAAAAUGCUGGGCUACUGCAGGGGUGGAGUGCCCUAGAAUCUCCGUGUUUCUCACCAAAACGCCGUUAUUUCCAUGAAGACCAGAUUUUAACCCAUUUUCAGUUCAUAUUGUUGUUAAUCUUGCCUCUAAGGAAAUAGCAAUAUUAAAGAAAGGUAAAAAAAAAACAUAAUUGAAACCACCGCAAAUCACAAGACAAUCCUGGCGCCGCAUGGCGCAUUCUGCGUUGCGUAGAGUUGCAGCUAAAAAGGUGUCCGCGCUGCUGAGACCGGCGUUCCAAAUUUUCGAGCUUCGAGAGUCGAGAUUUUAACUUAUUUUUACGAAUUCGAAUUUUUGUAUAGACCCUUGGCAGUGUCCUCGUUUGUAAACACAAACAUCACGGUAUAUAUCCGCCCUUGUUGCUGCGAUGGGGGACAACUGUAAAUCCGGCGGUUGUGGAGAUUGGGAUUUUUUGGAUCGCGAAGACAGAAGCAAGUUUCUGAAUCACUGGUUUGAGUAACCAGGCUGGAUGAUGUGGUGUGUGUUGGCGUGCAUCCCUGCUGGGCAGGGAGGGAGGUCGUGGUGGUGACUGCAUGAGCCAGUCCAAGUAGCAGGUUUGUGUUGUUCGUGUGUGUUGGUUUUCUCAGGCAUUCCGGACCCCCUCCUGUAUAAAGCGUUUUUUUCUUAUAUAUAUGUACAUAUAUAUAAUUAUAAAACGCUCAAAAAGGAGGAAUUUGCUGAAUGUCCACGGAUGGAUUUUCCUUGACGAAUACAUUUUUGUUCGUCCUAAUUUUUUUAUGGUCGCGAAUCGACGCUUGAAUCCGAGCUGUGUGUGUGUGGCAUCGGCACGCACCGGCAUGUUUGGCGAUCUGAGUUGUGGGUGGUGGGGGGCGGGGUGAGAAUGUUUUAAAAGGGAAAGUUAAGAAGCAUUUUUAAGCUUAUGUGAUGGAUCGUUGUUACAGGAAUAGAUUGAGCACUGAUUGUGGUAUCCACUGAAAGUUUGCGUUCAAUGGAGCUUUUACUUUGACGAGUUUUAAUAGGGUAGAUCUAACUUAAAUCAUGAUGGCAAUAGUUUUGUUUCUUUAGUGCUGUAUUUAAUACUGAAUUAUAUGUGAGUGUUCAUUUCAAAACAUACUCCUAAGUUUUAUACAUUGGUUGUGUAGCACACUACAAUCCGUGCUGUUGACAUUACGUUUUCGGCAAAUGUAGUGUCAUCAGUGACUGGUGAGUAAUUUAAUAAUAUUUUCACGUAAGUUUGUGUUUUUGUUCAUGACGCUACAAUUACUCUUACCAGCUCGGCACCUCAGAGUUCCAGUCACUAAUGUCCGUGAAUGAUCAUGCUUGUUACAAACUGCAAUAUUAUCAUUAUUUCUGAG
Molecule: messenger RNA, 4874 nt
Organism: Lethenteron reissneri (Far Eastern brook lamprey)
Lineage: Eukaryota; Metazoa; Chordata; Hyperoartia; Petromyzontiformes; Petromyzontidae
Gene: KLHL21
Product: kelch like family member 21
Molecular function (GO): protein binding
Source: RefSeq, a predicted model, not a curated record